This is a messenger RNA of Rubroshorea leprosula, 1420 nucleotides long. NCBI's taxonomy places the organism in Eukaryota, Viridiplantae, Streptophyta, Magnoliopsida, Malvales, Dipterocarpaceae. The record is from the annotation of a GenBank genome assembly.
GGUUUCUUCUUUCUACAGAUAGGCGUUUCUAAUUUGGUGCUGGGUCGGUUGCUUUUUUGGUUUCUUCUUUCUGCGGGUAUACCCUUUACGACUUCGUGUUUCGUUGGUUGUGCUUACCAUGGCUACUGAUCCUUCUGUUUCUAGUUUUUUGUCGAUUUCGACUUCUACUGAUGGCGUGGGUACUCACCUUCUUCUUCUUUGUCUGAGUUUUUUUGAUGUUUUCUACCUUCCCCGUAAUGCAGAUGGAAAGUUUGUUGUGAAAGGUGUUUCACGCCAUGUGGAGAGGGAUCCUGUGAUUCCUUCUAUUCCUACAGAGGUUCCUUUGGUUUCUUCUUCAAAUGGUGGAAAAGCUGUUAUCCCUCUAGGCUCAGCAAAGGUGUUCUGUGAUCUUGAUAAGGUGUCUUGGGUUACCAGUAGUUGUGAUGUGGAUGAGAUUAAGGAGAUUUAUAAAAAGAACUUGAUAGAUCCGUAGGUUUUUCCUCCUCAACAUCUCGUGCAUCGCGUAGCGUUCCAAUGCCUUCCUCCUGAUAUGUGUGUCUACAAAGAUCAAUUUGCAUGUGGGUUGCGUUUUCCUUUGCAUCCCCUUUUUCUUGAAAUUUGUGAUGAAUUCUCUAUUAGCCUUCCCCAAUUGGCUCCUCAUGCUAUUGCUUAUAUUGUUGCCUUUAUUGUGAGAUGUUUCCUUAUAUUCUGAAAUUUACAUUGACCUCUGUAGCACAUCUUGCAUAGCUUUUGUCAGGGUACACCAAAAACUUGCUCACCGCUUUUGCUUGUGUAACUUCUGCUUAGGUAUUUAUGUACACCCAAACUUGCCCAUAACUUUUGCUUGUGUAACUUCUGCUUGGGUAUUUAAUGUACACCCAAACUUGCUCACAGCUUUUCCUUGUGUAACUUCUGCUUAGGUAUUUAUGUACACCUAAACUUGCUCACAACUUUCCUUGUGUCACUUCUGCUCACAGCUUUCCUUGUGUAACUUCUGCUUGAGUAUUUAAUGUACACCCAAACUUGCUCACAGCUUUUUGCUUGUGUAACUUUUGCUUGGGUAACUUUUGCUUGGGUAUUUAAUGUACACCCAAACUUGCUCACAGCUUUUGCUUGCGUAACUUUUGUUUGGAUAUUUAUGUACAUUCAAACUUGCUCGCAGCUCUUUCCUUCGCUUGCGUUACUUUUGCUUGGAUAUUUACGUACAUCCAAACUUGCUCGUAGCUUUUGCUUUUUGCUUGGGUAUUUAUGUACACCUAAACUUGCUCAUAGCUUUUUGCUUGCAUAUUAUAUCAUCUUAAGAUUGUUUGCUACGCAGGUUCAGAGUAGAAACAAGCUAUAUAGAUUUUGCUAUCUUAAUUACUUUAGAGACAUGAGAAAAUUGUUAGUGCUUUCAAGAUCAUAAUUGAUAAAUUUAUGAAAAUAAUUAUUUAAAUAGUGU